AUGACUUGGUCUAUGUUGAUCCGCUUUGCCGAUGAUGCGAACAAAGUUCGGUUUGGAGAGCCGCAAAUCACUGAGGCUAAAGAGCUCUUUAACCUGCUAGCUGUGAGCGAACUCCAUGCCACUGAAUACGUCGGAGACAGUCCGUUUUCUCUGUCCCUAGGCACGCAAACUUUUCGUGUGAAGGAACUCCUUGGGGUUCUUGAGCCGCGUGACGUGCCUAUCAUCCGUUGCAUUGGCCUCAACUACAUGAAACACAUUAAGGAAGGUGGUCGUGCACCUCCUCCCUAUCCGUCCGUAUUCUUCAAACCGUCGACAUCCAUUGCAAGCUUCCAGGACGAUAUUCCUAUCCCUAAAAUUGCACAGGAUGACCAGUUGGACUAUGAAGGCGAACUGUCAAUCGUGAUUGCCAAGACCGGUAAAGACAUUCGAGAGCGGGACGCCCUGGAUUAUGUCGCUGGAUAUGUCUCAUCAAAUGACAUCUCCGCCAGAAAAUGGCAGCGUGAUCCUGCUUUUGCUGGAGGCGUUCCACAGUGGUGUUUCAGCAAAGGCUUUGACAAGUUCGCGGCCCUGGGUCCAAUGAUUGUGUCGCCAAAGAUUGUUGGAGCUGCCGACAAUCUCCGACUCCAGACAUUUGUCAAUGGCGAGCAGCGGCAAGACUCCAACACCAGUGAUCUCCUGUUCGGAGUACAGAGGAUCAUUAGCUUUAUGAGCCAGGGAACCACCCUGGAAGCAGGCACCGUGAUCAUGACGGGGACUCCGGCCGGUGUAGCGAUGGGCAUGAAGGUCCCCAAGUAUCUGAAGGACGGGGACGUGGUGGAGGUUGAGAUUGAACACUUGGGACGGACUAGGAACAUGAUGAGUUUCAAGUGA
Molecule: messenger RNA, 870 nt
Organism: Penicillium lagena
Lineage: Eukaryota; Fungi; Ascomycota; Eurotiomycetes; Eurotiales; Aspergillaceae
Product: fumarylacetoacetate hydrolase family protein
Exons: 4
Coding region: 1-870 (289 amino acids)
Molecular function (GO): catalytic activity
Source: RefSeq, a predicted model, not a curated record